GACCGGUAGGGGCGCUGCAGUCGCCCAGCGGCCCGAGGUCGGCCGUAACCGGUACCAUGACUCAGCGGCGCCCCGCCCCGGGGUAAUUACAUACUGCGCAGUUGCAGCGGUCCAGACCGGGACAAAGGCCGACGGAGGAGCACGAGCUGCACUGCGUCCACCAGGAGGGUCAGUCGACAGAGCGGGUGGUCCAACAGUGUGUGGACGGUACUGAGCUCUGUCCACCGGAGCCGACCACGGCGGAGGCGGCGAAUAUCAGGAGGUGCGUCCCCUCAUGGACCGCCUGUACGACGAGCUGCAGGGUCUGAAGGAAGCCGUCAUAACUCUGAUUGGACAGCAGUCGCCGCCGGCGGCCGGCCCGCACACCCGGCCGCAGAGUUCCGCAGAGCUGCGGGACGCGGUGCUGGCCGACGCUCGCGGCAUGCUGGGCGAGGAGCUGCGGCAGCUGCGCCGAGAGCUGCAGGAGCUGAGCCUGGAGGUGGCCCAGAUGAGGAACCCAAAGCAGCUGGAGGCGCAGGCGGCACCACAGCUGCAGCAGCUCCCCAUACCGCAGCUGUUUUCCUGCGGUGGCAAGGCCCCCUCCACGGCGGCUCCCACCAUCUUCGGGUUGGGGUUCAGUAAGAAGACGCCCGCUACCCGGACGGUCUCCGGCACGGACGGCGGUCUCAGGUUCGGCAAGGCACCGUCGGCCUGGACUGGCUGUACCACGACUGGCGCCUCUGCUGCCGCCUCCACUGGCUUCAGCUUUGGACCGACCACAGCGCCACCUGCUCAGCCGAGCACGCCGAGCUUCUCGUUCCGUCCGCCGACCGCCGAGGGCGCCACCAGCACACCGGCAAAGGCAAGGGGCGAGAACACCACGGAGGAGGGACCUGUCAGCUCGACCUCUGGCUCUGGCGCCGCGGUCUCCAAUACCACCACCUCCAGCGCCGCGACCUCCGCCCCCGCCGCUGCACCGGCCGCCGCAACUGGAUCGACUGGUGCCGGCGCUGCGGCCACCCCGGCCCCGUCAGCACCACCGGCCGCCGCAACUGGAUCGACUGGUGCCGGCGCUGCGGCCACCCCGGCCCCGUCAGCACCACCGGCCGCUGCUACUGGAUCGACUGGUGCCGGCGCUGCGGCCACCCCGGCCCCGUCAGCACCACCGGCCGCCGCAACUGGAUCGACUGGUGCCGGCGCUGCGGCCACCCCGGCCCCGUCAGCACCACCGGCCGCCGACACUGGAUCGAUUGGUGCCGGCGCUGGGUGGUGCCGGCGCUGGGUCAAUGGUCCAUCUACAGAAACCAGCAUCAACUCCACUCCUCCUGACUCGACGGGACGGUGGCUGCAGCUGCUGCCGCCGCCCUUGAGGCGCCUGGACGUUUACGGAUCGAGGGAGACGGGGGAGCCGCUGACACUGCCGGAGGACAGACGGCCCGACCAUGGGCUGGAGGUCGUCAUACAACAGGCGGGAGAUGACGUCAUCAACCAGCUGGCCAAGAAGCUGGGACCACGGGCUGGUCGGGCUGGGUUGCUGGUCAUGUUCGACUGCCCGCGUGUCACUGCCGGGGCCCUACAGCGACUGCUAUCUGCCCUCACCGGCCUGGAAGACGUCACACUUGACGGCGCUCUGUCCGGCGCCAUCACUUACGCCUCACUGGCCGCCCUCCACGGCUGCUCCCAGCUGCGUAACAUGCAGCUGGGACAGCGCAGUGAACUCUGUACGGAUAUACCGGUCACAGCGGUCAGCAGACUGGUGGUUACCUGUCGGAAACUGGAGUGGCUGCAUGUUUACGCAACGGAGCAGCUCAGUCAGAGGGUCCUGGACGUCCUGGUCCAGGCAGACCUGGGGAAAGGAGAUGACGGCAAGCCGAGAACACUGAGGUUCCAGGUCCUAGUACUCGUCUAUGAGAAGCUGAGAAAGCCGCCGUCCACCAGCAGCAUCAAAGUGGAUAAGUUCUGGUAGGAGUAUCAUUCGAAAAUACCACGCCGACUCAGAAUGCGCCUGCAGCAGUCAUCCUCAACUUGUUCACCCUUGGAUUGGAAGGAUCCGAGAAUAUGACGGACAAAUGGGACGACAGUCUGCCGGGCUUCAUCACCAACUAGGAGCCGGUGAAACUGCGCUCCUUCAGCAUCAGCGUGCACCGGGUGAACACGGUGGUGCCAAACACUUAUCGCUUGUUCUUACUAUGCUGCUUCUGCUUAUGCGUUUCCUGUAUCAUGUAUGAUGAGAAACAAUAACGUGAUAGUUCGGUUAACCCGCGCCCCGUUGGGCUCUGCCGAGCAACGCGCCCCCCCAACGGGGCGAGGGUUAAAAUCAUUCAAAUGAUGUGAGCAAUUGUAGAGAUUGUGUGACUUAGGGACUAAAAAUAUGGAUAAGAUACACAGUUAUAUGAUCGUCAAUGCUGCCUUAUCCAGCUUUAUCCGUUAGAGCACCCUCCUUUACGGAAUCGAUAGAAUGAAGGCACCAUAUGUCCUUUACAUUUCUAAAGACGCCUGUGAAAACUGGAAAGUUAUUAUUGCGUACAGUCUCUCCUGAAAGUACCGAUACACUGUGCGGCGGUGUCAACAAACCCGACCGAGGGAGGACUGCCAAGUUUGAGAGCCACCGAAUCGCCUGACCUGGGGAUGGGUGACGAUGGCGAGGGGGGGGGGGGGGCGGGGCGAGUUUAGCCGGCGGUUCUCCGCCCCUCACAUUGUCUGUGUAUCGGUACUUUUGUGAGAGACUGUACAUUCACAUGGUGUGUGCUGUUGAACUUGCUGCUGGGUGUAAAUGUGAUAGAAACUGGUUGACGUGAGAAACAAAUGUAAUAGAAUCUGUUUGACGUGAGAAACAAGUGUAAUUAAUUGCUAAGUGCCGUUGUUAUGUACGGCUUUAGGGAUAAGGGAUAGGUAAGUGGCUUUUUCCCACACUGUCUAAAAAAUGUGUGAAUGAUCUAUGAGCGCGAAAGUGAGCAAAUGAGACAUACUUUUAGGACACCUGUAUCGGAGAAAGGUGAAUGAACUACGCGUUUUUUUUUUUCUUACAGGACAAGAAUUCUACACUUCACUCACAUGAAUAUGAUAAUGCUUUUGCUGCUUGUGAUUGCUCGCAAUAAACGCAUGCAAGUUAUA
Amphibalanus amphitrite is the source of this 3093-nucleotide messenger RNA. RefSeq names its product actin cytoskeleton-regulatory complex protein pan1-like. The record is from RefSeq and is a predicted model, not a curated record. Lineage: Eukaryota; Metazoa; Arthropoda; Thecostraca; Balanomorpha; Balanidae. The transcript has 11 exons. Bases 275 to 1945 code for a protein of 556 amino acids.